CAUUUCCACCGGCUUGUUUGAAAAACAAAAACAACUCGACGAGGAAGAAGUGACUUCAGAUUUCAACUCAAAGGAGACGAAGUGUGAGUUUGUUCUGAUCCCCACUGUGCCGAGUGCGCCCUACCUAUUAUAGGGGAUGCUAGAAAUGAGUGGACCAUCACAUCAAGAAUUUGACGAUGAGUUUGACCGAUACCUUGUAGACAUGAAGCCUCAUGUUCUACGGCUCACCCAUAAAUCAGAGAGACAAAGAUGUGCGAGUUGGAUCAAGAAGCUAUGCGAACCCACAGGAUCUUCACUAACCGCAAGGAAGAAUCGGAACAUGUACUGCAAGCUUUUGUUUCAUAUGCUACAAAAAGGUGUGGUUGAAGGCCCCUUUGAACAAAGACCUCAGUCUGGACUCUUGCCUACAUUGCCUGCAUAUGCAUCCAUCUACUUUGACGAGCCCGGACAUACCCCAGCUGCAUUGAGUGAGGGUAUAACACGCCCAGUACCCGAUUGGGUGGCUGGUGAACUAAGUGAUCAUUACUCCAGUGCGUCGGCUCAUUCACAUCAACUAGUUGAUCCUCCUUCUGCAACCUCAACAUUAAGAGCAGAUAGAUAUAGUAAAGCUCAGUAUACUAAAAGCCAACACAGAAGAACAAGAACGGAGAGUGGUUUGCCAUCAUCUAAAUCUACUAGUGAUCGUGAUUACCUUGGACAUAUGGUGAAAUCUAGGGAGGAGGUACGAUUGAGGCAAAGAAGGUCUUUCUCCUUCUCGUCUGAUGAAGAUGAUGAGAACAAGCCUAGAAGGAGCCGCAAGACAAGGUCACCAGCCAGGAAUACAGAGGAUUGGGGACUACAUGUACCUUCCACUGCCAGUUCAAAAAACAACACAUCAGGAUUUGGAUCAUUACCAUUACCAGCUAGUGGGCGUGUACAAGAGGAGAUGGUUCAUCAAUAUGAAAAGGAGCUGGAGUUACGAACUAAAAUGGUGGAAGCUAAAUACCACGAGGAGAAGCUGCAGGUUCAACAGAAGCAUGACCAGGCUAUACAGAAGAUCCUGGAUCGUAAAAACUCUGAGAUGGAAGAUAUCAAGUCUCACUAUCGAAGUAAAAACCAAGAAAUGGAGGAAUCCAUCAGGAAACUGGAGAGGAAAGUGCAAUCCAUGGUGAAGGAGUCAACACAGAUAAGAGAGACAAAAGAUCAACAAAUCACAGAGCUGAAAAAAAUGGUUGAACACAGUGACCAAUCAACCUUGAAUGAAUUUGAAAAGAAGCUUCAUGAGAACAUGGCCGAUUUUGAGCAGGAGAAGUUUGAGAUGCAGAAGCAACAGACUAAAGCGAUUCAAGACAUCCUGGAUGACACUAACACCAGGCUGCACAAGAUGGAACUUGAAUAUAAUACACAAGUGGACAAUCAUGCUGCAGUCAUCAGAGAUCUAGAGUCAAGGAUUACACAACUAAGUCAAGACUCUGAGAACCACUUGAUCUUACAAACUCAACUGAGUCAAGAAAAGGCUGAAAUACAAAGACAAAGUGAACUCCUUUCUGCUGAGCUUGAAAACACCAACGCAAGGUUCACAGCUCUUGAGAAGGAAUAUGAGCGAGCUAAAGAUGAUUACGACAUGGAAACCAGAUCAAUGAGAAAUAAAACUGAUGCAACUAUUGAGUUCAUGAAGCAAGAACAUGCAUUGUCUGCUGCUAAGUCUUCAGAGAAUAUACGUGAGUUGGAGCAGCAUGUACAAGAUUUAAAGCAGUCAUUGCAAGACAGUCAUCACCAAAGACAACGAGAAUUAAGGGAUGCAGAGUCUAUGGAGAGACAGGAGAAGGUUCAUCUGGAGACUCUACAUACAAAGCAGAUUACUAGCGUCAAGACAGAACUAGAACAAACUAGACAAGAAAACCAAAGAAAUCUACACAAACUACAGCAGACAAUGAGAGAGAAAGAUGAACAAGUACAGAGGCUUCAAGACUCCAAGAAAUUGCAAUCGCAGAGUGCCGAGAAAGCACUAGAAGAGUUCAAGUCACAGGUGGAGCGUAAUUCAGGCCGGAUGUUUGAUGAUAUGAAACAACAAAUGAAGAAAGUAGAAGAAGAUCUUGCACAGUCCAAGGAACUCAGGCAGAAACAAAGUAAAGAAUUCACCAAACAGACGGAACAAGAGCGUAAACACUUCCAUAAACAGCUUACAGAUCAAGAGACUGCUCAUAAUCAAAAGUACACCCAGUUACUACACCAGCAUCAAUCCGACCAUGAAGCUAUGCAACAAGAACAUGAACAUGUGUUAGCAGUAACUACACAGCGACUGCAAACCAGACUGGAAGAUGAACACAAACAAAACAUGAACCAGCGGGACAAAGACUCACAGUUGAUAGCUGAGCUAGAGCAGCAAGUGAGCGAACUGAGAGAAGCUAACAUGGAGAGUAACUCACUACGGAAACAACAACUCAUUGAGUUAGGUCUACUCAGAGAAGAUGAGAAACAGAAAGUCAUGUGGGAGUGUGAAGCAACAGUUUCUAAACUGAAGUCAGAAAUGGAACAGCAACGAUUACGACAACAGAGGGACCAUAGUGCAGAGUUGGAACAAAUGUUGGAAAAGACCAACAAAACACUGAAGGACAUUGAGAGAGAUUAUACCGAUCGGUUAGCUGCAUCAGCUGAGAACACAAAGGAACUGCAGAAUACAAUUGAGACACUAAAACUUGACUCAAGCAGUCGUAGAAGUCAACUACAGCAAGAGAUGACAGAUGUCAUAUCUAAACUGGAAGAUGAGAAACAGCUCCUCAAGAAACAGCAUAAUGCAUAUAUCAAGACUUUACAUGAAGAUCUUGAUAAGCAGAGGAAUCAAUCAAGGCAGUUAGAUCGACAGUUACAACAGAUAGACUUCCAGCAUCAAGAUCAAAUGACUCAUCUGAAGCAAGAAUUUGAGAGUAGAUUCAAAGGAAUGAUGCCAAUCAGUGUAAGACAGGAAUUAGAGGAGACAAUAGAGUCAUUGAAAACCCAAGUGAACGCCCUCCAGCAGAAAAGCAUCAUACUACAAGAGGAAAUAGAGAUGGGAAGAAAAUUCACAUCUACUGUACGCUCUCCAUCUAGGAACUAACUUAGAGAUGGGAAGAAAAUUCACAUCUACUGUACACUCUCCAUCUAGGAACUAACUCGUGUGUCAGGUUACAGGUUCAUGUCUAUAAGAAAAUAGAAUUAGCUGUUGCAAACUGGACCCAAUUUCAUGGUUCUGCUUAACUGUCGAAUUCUGCGCUUACGAUCACCAUUCUCUGCUUACGUGCAAGUACCAAAUUGCUGCGCAACACAUGUAGCUGCGUAAGCUCAGAUGCCUAGAAAUGUGGGGUGCACUCAAGCCUAUUCCCUGCUAACCUGUGAAAUACGCUUGAUAUAAGCGCAUAAUUCCCUGCUUCCGCAAGCGCCGAUUCUGUGCUUACAGUUAGCAGCGCCAUGAAAUUGGGCCCUGCUCAAUAACCAAAAUGACCUAUGGUAUACGCAACUAAAUACUUAGAGGCCUGACUUUUUGACCCUUGCAAAGUGUUUUUCAAAGGCACUCCGCUUUGGUCGAAACAUCAGGCUAUUUGCUUUUUUUGCAGGUUAAUAUUUAUACAAACAUUGGCUGUUUAUGAUAUAUAUAACGAUUAUUGAAUGCACUUCGGUUGUGGAUUGUCGCAGAGUACAACCUUAAAGUGAGAUCUAGGCUUUUCUGACUCAUGAGACAAAGCCAAGUGAAAUGGAAAAUCCAGAUUUCACCUCGUUGUUAAAGACACUAGACACUAUUGGUAAUUACUCAAAAUAAUUGUUAGCAUAAAAACUUACUUGGUAACAG
Asterias rubens (European starfish) is the source of this 3805-nucleotide messenger RNA. RefSeq names its product centrosomal protein of 112 kDa-like. The transcript is spliced from 26 exons. Bases 137 to 3076 code for a protein of 979 amino acids. Lineage: Eukaryota; Metazoa; Echinodermata; Asteroidea; Forcipulatida; Asteriidae. The record is from RefSeq and is a predicted model, not a curated record.